Schistosoma mattheei is the source of this 7581-nucleotide messenger RNA. NCBI's taxonomy places the organism in Eukaryota, Metazoa, Platyhelminthes, Trematoda, Strigeidida, Schistosomatidae. The record is from the annotation of a GenBank genome assembly.
AUGCCUAGUCCGACCUUAGGGAGAAUGAGGAUUCAUUGUUUAGAAAACAUCGACAAAUCCCUCUUCUUUUUAAGCAAUUUCGGAGUUCAUUUAGAAAAUAUAGGGGCACAUGAUAUUGUUGAUGGAAAUGCAAGGAUUACACUUGGACUAUUAUGGAUGAUUAUUCUUCGUUUUCAAAUUCAAGAUAUCAUAUUUUUGGAGAAAGUCGAUCCUCUAGGAAUCAAAAGUGAUGUGCAACGAUAUUCAAAGGAAGCUUUAUUAUUAUGGUGCCAGCUGAAGACUGCAGGUUAUCGGAACGUUGACGUGCAAAAUUUUACAACUAGUUGGCGUGAUGGCUUGGCUUUCAACGCUCUUAUCCACAGGCAUCGUCCAGAUCUGGUCAAUUUUAAUGAAUUGUCAGUAAACACACCACUGCAAAAUUUGGAGUCUGCCUUUAUAGUUGCGGAAAAGAAUUUGGGCAUAUCUAGGCUCUUCGAUCCUGAAGACAUAUAUGUCCAACAGCCAGAUGAAAAAUCUAUUGUUACUUAUGUUGCUACAUAUUAUCAUUACUUUUCAAAAAUGAAGUCGGAAACUGUUCGUGCCCGUCGUUUGGAAAAAUUUAUAACUUACUGGCGUGAUCUCCAGAAUUCUUUCGAUUGGUACGAAAGACGUGCUUCAGAUCUUUUGUCAUGGAUUGCCAAAACAGUAUUGUGGUUGAAUGAUCGUCGUUUUCCCAAUCAAGUUGAAGAAAUUCAACAGAUUAUGGUUUCAUUUAAAGAAUAUCGUCUUCAAGAAAAGUCGGACAAGUUCAAUGAAAAAGGUGAACUUGAAGCUCAUUUUCUUUUAACGCGUACAAAAAUGAGAACACUCGGACUUAGAAAUUAUAUACCAUCCACAGAGGCACAAAUAUCCCAACUCAAUCGUGCAUGGAAUGCCUUAGAGAAAGCUGAGUAUGGACGUGAAAUAGCUUUGAGAGAAGCGCUAGACAAGCAAAAACGUCUACUGCAUUUGUUUUCACGCUACGAAAAGAAAGCAAAUUUGAGAAAAGCUUGGAUUAAUGAUAAUUUUAAAUUGGUUGAGGUAUGUGAUGAUGAUAAGAAUUUAGCAAUGACUGAAGCGUCAUUAAAAAAGUAUGAAGCUCUAAAAGCUGAUAUUUAUGCAUAUUUUGACAGAAUACAGACAAUUCAACAGAUUGCUGAUGAACUCAUUGGUAAUGAUUUUUUUAAGCGAGAUAUUGUUUUAAAAGUCCAAAAAGAAAUUCAACAUAUGUGGGAUCGGCUCUUAAAAGUAAUGAAUGAAAGAUACAAAAUUCUUGAAAAUAGAAAAAACCUGUUUAAAAAGUUUUCAGAAACAGAUUAUCUCAUGGGAUCUAUACAAUCUCUUUUGUCUAAAUUACAAAUCGAUGAACUUGAUAAUCACUUAGCUGCUAUUGAAGAACGUUUAAAACAAUAUGAAUUAAUAGAAACAGAUAUACGUUCAAUUCAUCGAAAUAUAUCAACCCUUUUUGAAUUAGAAUCUCAAAUUGAAUACUCUCCAGAGUUGUUUGGUUUUAAAACUAAUACUGUAGCAACUGAAAUAAAAAAACAAAAUAAUCUGUUAAAAGAUGCUUAUUCACAACUUGUACAAUUGAUCGAAUCUAAGCAACGGUCUAUAGAAUUUCUAAAACUUUAUCACGGUUCAGAAUAUGAGUUAGAUGAACAGUUAAUUUCAAUAGAAGAACGUAUAUCAUUUUUGCAGAAAAGUGAAGCGUUUGUUGACAAUGAAACACAAAGAUUGAUUAUCACUCGACUAUUUGAACGAACUUCCAGUUUAAUUGAAGAAGAAUGUCCAAAUUAUGAAAAUCUAAAAGAAAAGGUGACAAAAGUUGAAAAAGCGUGGGAACAACUCAUAAAUCUAAUGGCUAAACGUAAAACUAAUUUAUUAUUUAUGAAAGAUUUACGUUCUUUUGUGUUAAGUUGUGAUGAUGCAGAUGCAUGGAUAUCGGAAAAAUAUGAACUAAGUUCCAGUGCAAUGCGUCUUGCUAUGCAAACUGACAGUAUUUAUACUAUAGAAAAAUUAACGAAACAACAUCAGGAAACUAUUUCCAGUGUGAAUAACUUCCAGACUACUAUUGAUCAAAUGAAGCUUCAAGCAGAUGAGUUAUUAGGAUAUAUAGACUAUUUGUAUACUGUAGCUGAUAAAGAUGUUAAAUCAACAGAACCUAUUUUAGAGGCUACCAUAAAAUCUAAGAAUGAGGUUGGAAAUUUAAUAAAGAAUAGAAUGAAAAGUCUCUUAGAUUCGUUUUCUGUUCUUAGUGGAUGCAUUCGUCAGACACAGUUUCUACUUUUAGACGCUGUAUCACUUCAUCAGUUGUUCCAAAUAGCUUCAUCGACGUAUAACUGGAUUAUUGAGAAGGAAGUUUAUAUCCAGCUGUUAAUAAUGGACGACCUAAAAGAAGAAGAGUUUUCUAAGAUUAUAGAAGGCGAUGCCAGUGCUAACCAAGGAUUAAUUCAAAGAUUAGAAAUUGUUAAAAAUAGAUUUUCUGACUUAGAGGAACAGAUGAGUACAGCAGCUGAGCAAGUGUCUACUGUAAACAUGAUGAUUGCUAAUUUUUUAAAUGAACCAAAAAGAGAUGAUCAAUCAUUAGUUAAUAAAGAAAUGACAAUUGAAAAAGUUAUCAAUGUUCAAGAUCAUUUAAACUCAGCUUGGAAUAGAAUCGCUGAUACAGUUGAAUCUCAUAGAGACAGAAUAGUUGAAGAAUCAUUUUAUAUUAAUUUAUUCAUUGAAUGUAAAUAUACAUCUGAAUGGAUUACAGAAAAAGAAGCAGUUUUAUUUUCAACAGAUUCCAUUGAUGCUAAUAGUUUAACUGGUUUGGUAGAAUUAAGAAGACGUUUAUUUAAUUUACAAGGAGAUUUAAAAGCAAUUGAAGCACGAGUUCAAAAUAUUGGUGAACGUAUAGGAGAAUUACUUGGUAUGACAGAACAACAAGAAAUUGCAUAUGAUGAACAAGAUAUAAAGUUAAAGUCUAAACGAAGAGCGGAUUAUUUAAUGAAAGAACAUAUGAAACUUACACAGCAAUGGAUUAAUUUAAAAGAAGCACUUAAACAGAGAGUUAAUCGAAUAUCUACUGAAGGUCAAGUGAGUCGUUUUCUUGAAAAACUUGAUUCAUUUCAAGAUUGGAUGAGAAAACUAAAAAGUGAUGUGUUUGUCCGUGAAUUUCCAAGUGAUUUACAGGAAACUGAAAAUCGUCUAACAGUUAUAGAACAAAGUGCUCAAGAAAUCAAAGACUAUGAAAAUGAAGCAAAUCAACUAUUUGAUACUGGGAGACAACUGCUUAAAGGUUACUAUGACACACCACAUAUUAUGUUGGGACAACGGUUAGCUGCACUUGAAGAUGAUUGGAAAUCAAUUCAAAGUUCAAUGGUCAGUUGUACUACUCGGCUUCAAGAACGUUAUGCUUUGCAGUGCUUUUUGGCUGAAUCUGCAUUACUUGAAGUGACUUUGGAUCAACAGGCCACAUUUUUGGAUAAAGAAAACGUAUUAACAAACCUAGAUGCUGUUCGUGAUAUUCAAAAACAAUAUGAAACAUUUAGGUUUUCUUUAUUGGCUUGUAAAGAUCGAGUUGAUGCCGCGUUAGAAUUAGGUAGGAAUAUAGCAGAAAAAAAUCCAGCAAAUCGUGAUCGUGCGUUAGCUAAAUGUGAAUUAUUUCAACAAAAAUAUGAAGCCAACAAAAUUAAAACAGAAGAACGAAUUGAAUAUUUACAAGAAAAGGCACAACUUUAUGAAUUUUAUGAAGAACUGGAAGAUUUUGAAGAUUGGAUUUUAGAUAAAACUAACUGUUUAAUGGAGAUUCAAUUAGCGAUCAGACAACGAUCACAUUUAUCCUUUAGUCGGAUUAAAGCAUUUGAAGAAGAAAUUGAAGUGAAUCGAAAUCGCGGUGAUCAUUUAUUGAGAAAUUUGUUUUGUCAUAAAUAUGAAUUCAAACCUGUUACAACGGAACAAGUCGGUCGUAAACUUACAGAAGUCUAUCCACAUCUUGAAAAUGAUGUAAAAAAUCGUUUGGAACGUUUGCAUACACGUUGGGAAGAACUAGUUGACCUAGUUCAACAUAUUGUAAAUGUAGUUAGUCAAGAUAAUCGAGAAAAGUUAAUGAAAGAGGCAAUUCAUAAAACUGCUACAUGGCUUAAUGUAAUGAAUGUUCAAUUAGAGAAACCAGAUAGUAAAUUACCAGUUGAUCAAAUCGAUAUGAUUACAUUACAAACACAAAUAAAAGAACAUAAUAAACGAAUUAAAGAUUAUAUGGAUAGAAAAGCUGUUAUCAAUGUUUUAAAGAGUCAAGUCAAUGAUCCUAAUUUUAGUCAAAAUAAAGAAUUUGCACCAAUUGUCAAUGAUCUUGAGCGUAAACUUUUAGCGCUAGACGAACCACUCAAUCAAAAAUUAACGAAUUUACAACAUUUGGAAACAUCGACUCAACAUUUUGUAGAGUUAACUGUUGAAGGUGCAUGGAUCAGAGAAAAAUCACAACAAGUUGAAAAUUUAUCUAAAACGCUAGAACUUGAUCCACAAAAAGCUUAUCAAAUUGGUCAAAGAUUAAUGGUUAUACAUAGAUUGGAAAGACAACUUAAAAGUCAUAUUCUUGAAGCCAAUAAUCGUAGACCUAGAGUUAAAGCUUUAUGUAAAAACAUUGAAAAUGAAUAUUGUGUAGAAGAAGCGAAAAUCACUGAUAAAAUACAACAACAAAAAUUUCAACGUCUUACCAGAGAACUUUUAGAAUUAUGGAAUAAUUUAGAUAGAAAUUUAACUUGUCUACUUGGGCGAAUAACAAUGUCUGAAUCAGUUUAUCAAUUUUUAUUAGAUGCUAGUGAAUUGGAAUCAUGGAUAUCUGAAGAAGAUUUUUAUUUACAUGGAAUAGAAGUACCAAAGAAUGAGCAAAAUGCAUUAAAUAACUUGAAAAAGCAUCAAAUUCGAUCACAUACAAUUGAACAAUGGCAUGAACGUGUUCAAAAUCAUAAUGAACAAGGUCAAAUAUUAUGCCAACAAUUAAAAAUUCAACAAACAAAAUAUCCUGAUACAAAUAUUUUACAAGAAUCACAAUUUUAUUUAAAAUUAAUUCCAUCAUGUUUGUAUCGUAUUAGUCAUUCAUACAAAAAUCUUCAAGGUAUCGUCAAUAAUGUAGCUUCAAUGUUAGAGGCAAAUGCUAUUAAAUAUAGUUUAAUUCGUGAAGCUGAUGAAUUGGAGGCAUGGAUUAAUAAACGUGUUGCACUGGCUACUAAUAAUGACCUUGGAGUUGAUUUGGAUCAUUGUUGUAAUUUACGGGAUAAAUUCAUGAUAUUCAAUAAAGAAACUGUACAAACAGGUUCACAACUUGUCUCAGAUUUAUCAACUAAAUGUGUGCAUUUAAUUGCAUUAGGCAAAUCAGAUUCCGUGAUAAUUGCAUCAAUUAAAGAUAAUAUCAAUGAAAUAUGGGCUGAAUUAUUGGAAUUAAUCGAAACAAGAAAACAAUUAUUAAAAGCGGCAUUGAAUAUGCAUCGAUUUGUUAAUGAUUGUAGAGAUUUUGAAGAAAGAAUUUGUUAUCGUCUUGACAAUCUACCCGAAGCACCAUCUGAUUCUUUAGCAUCUGGACGAAAACAAGGUCUACCUGGUUUACAACGUAGUCAUAAUUUAUUAGAACAGGAACUUUUAUGUUUUGGUGAUCAAUUGAAACAAUUGGAUUUAACAGCUAAACGAUUACUACCACGUUAUGCUGGUAUACAAGCGGAACAGUUACAAGCACAUCAUGAACGUGUUCAAACAAUAUGGAAACGUUUAUUAAAAGUUAUUGAGAUAAGACGUGAUCUAUUAAAAGAAGCUAGUCGAUUAUAUGACUUUCUAGUCAAUGCUCGUGAAUUAAUUUCAUGGUUAGAACAUGCCAAAGAUAUAAUGGAACAUAAAGAAAGACCAAGAGAUAUUUCUGGUGUUGAAUAUUUAAUUGAAGAUCAUAAACAAUUACGGGUGGAAUUAGAAUCACGAAAUCAACGAAUUGAAGAUUGCUUGAAUCUUGGUCGGAUAUUAUUAGCUGAAUUUGCAGCUCAUGAAGAGAAAGCAAUCCUACCAACUAUGAAACCAAGUUUAAUAGCUACACGAACUGAAGUUCGCGAGAGAUGUGUACAAUUAGCAACUGGGCGUAUUUUGUUAAAUGAAUUAUGGCGUGAACGUUGGGAUCGUUUACAUUUAUUAUUAGAAAUACGUCAAUUCGCGCGUGAUGCGAAUAAAUCAGCACGUCGUCAACUAGGUGAGACAUUAGCUGAAACACUAGCUUUACUUGGUGCUCAUUACGCAUUCCAACAAACAUUAGCAACAGCAGACGAAAGAUUUAAUGCAUUGAAAAGAUUAACUACACUUGAACUAAGAUCAAUGCAAUGGGAUCCACAAGAAGUUAUUAUGAGAGAGAAUGAACAAAGAAAUAAAGUUCGUAACGCUGUCAAAGAAUUUCUUCCUGCUUAUGUCGGACAAACUGAGACUUUGGGAAAAUCAACUUCCAUCUUACCAUCACAUACAGUUGGUGUUUCUUCAUCAAAAAUUCCACUGGUAUCUACUGCUUACAUUCAACAUCCCCUAACAAAAAUUCCAUCAACAUCCGAUAGUAUAGCGACAGCAGUUAAGACAACAUCACCUCCCAAAACUGUGGAGUCGUACAAGAGUCCUGGAAAGAAAGUUGAACAUCACGAAACUAUAAUGUCCCCGCGACCAGUUAAACGAUCACAUUCUAGACAAAUACCAGAGUCAUCAGUCGUGAUAACCAAGGAAGAAAGUUUAUCUGACGGGGAUAAAUCAGAACCCAAUAGUCAGAAAUCUGAAGGUUCUUCGGAGAAAAUUCCAAUUUACACUGAAAAACCGUCUUCAUAUAAUCGUCAUGUAGAAGAAACUACUGAUGAAAAUAAUAACACUCGUUCACUGGAAACUGUAGAUCAGCCACAUGAACACCAACAAAAACAUAUAACUCGAAGCCGUUCACUAAGAGUUAGAUCUUCUCAAUCUGACUUGCCAACGACUGAAUCCCCUGCUUCAACAACCAAGUUGAAAUUCUUUGAAAGUGCUGAACAAGAGCCAACUAGGUUAUCACAGGAACCUGAAACAUCGACAAGUGGACAACCAGUUUUACCAAAACUAGAGGGUCCGGUUAUACGAAAGCACGAUUUAGAUUCUGGUGGAUCUUUACAUUCAAAAAGUCAAGGUCGGAGCUGGUUACCUCUUUAUCUGGUUCUUGAUUCAGGUCAACUAUUUGUUUACAAAGAUCAACAAAGUCGUCGGGAAAAACCAAACAUAUACUAUCAUGAUACAUCACCAUUAAGUUUACUGUCAUCAAGAGCUGCUCCUGCUAUAGAUUACACAAAACGACCAUGUGUAUUUCGAUUACGUCUUGGAGAUGGUAGUGAAUAUCUAUUUCAAACUGCAAAUGACAAUGUUCUUAAUCGUUGGGUUACAGCCAUCAACGAAUCAGCUAAGUGCUUAACUUCUGAAUUCAGUAAACAUCAAACUGGGCAUACUUUAACACUUCCUGUGACAACUCAUUCUAGAAGUUUUCAAAGUAAUGGUUAUCGUCGUUCUAUUAGAAAUUUUUUCUCUUUACGUCGUAAAUCAUAA